CUAUAUUUACAGAUCUCUUCGCUGAAGAGCUACACAAGGACCUAAAGGAGCGCAUAGCUGUGCAAUCUUGGAUGAAUGGUCGUGGAAAGCCGCAUGAGUCGUCCCACGAUGUGUCCCACAUCGCUUUCACGAAACUGAAGUUUGCCGAAAACCAUAGCGUCACGCUGAGAACCACCGUGGACCACAGCAAGUGGGCAUUCACCGUAGCAAACGACAUCUUUUGCUUCGCCUCUACGAAUCAUAAGCCAUCCCAAGAAAACCGUGGCGGAGAAGCCCUGUGCUUCAACAACCCUGUGGUGAAGGCUCUCUUCUGCAGCGCCGCAGCGGAGGCUCUCUCCGAACAGAGCGUCACCUGCAGCUCCAAAAGGCCGCGUUCCCAAUCCAAAAGAGGGCACGCAUAGCGUUCCUAAGCCAACUUUCGCUGAGGUUGCGACCUCGUGCU
Rhipicephalus sanguineus (brown dog tick) is the source of this 442-nucleotide messenger RNA. RefSeq names its product cell-death-related nuclease 7-like. Lineage: Eukaryota; Metazoa; Arthropoda; Arachnida; Ixodida; Ixodidae. The transcript has 2 exons. Gene Ontology annotation, molecular function: deoxyribonuclease II activity. Bases 72 to 401 code for a protein of 109 amino acids. Gene Ontology annotation, biological process: apoptotic DNA fragmentation. The record is from RefSeq and is a predicted model, not a curated record.